CAAAGAGCAAUCAAAAGGCACGUAUCGUAGUUAUUGCGGAAUCUUCGUAAACCAAAAAAGAAAAGAAAAAAAAUCACGAAUUUGUUUAAAUUAAUUAAUUAGUUAAAAGUCGCAAUGAGACAUAGAAAUAUGUUGACAUAUAUAUUUCUUGUCUUGGGAAGUUUGGUGGCUGUGCAAUGCGAAGAAUUAGUUUAUCGCAUGUGUGUCCCCAAAAAAUACUUUGCCGAUUGUCUGAACUUAUUAAAGGACCCCUCGGAGGCGGGUAUACACAUGGAAUGUAUACCGGGCCGUGAUCGUAUUGAUUGUUUGGACAUGAUCAAUCAACGUAGGGCCGAUGUCAUGGCCUCCGAACCGGAGGACAUGUAUGUGGCCUAUCAUAGUCAAAAUGCCGAUUAUCGGGUUAUCUCUGAGAUUCGCAGCAAGGAGGAUAAUGAGGCUCCCUUCCGUUAUGAGGGCAUUAUUUUGAUUAAGAACAAUUCCACCAUCCACAGCCUCGCCGAUCUGCAUGGUACGAAAUCUUGCCACACCGGUUUCGGUCGUACCGUUGGUUAUAAAAUUCCUCUAACGAAACUAAAAAAUGCUGGCGUUCUACAAAUUUCAUUGAAUCCUGAAAUAACAGCCACAGAACGUGAACUCAAAACAUUAUCGGAAUUUUUUACGGAAUCUUGUAUGGUGGGUAGCUAUUCGCCAUAUCCGGAAACAGAUCGCUUACUAAAAAAGAAAUAUCCCAAUCUGUGUGCCCUGUGCGAGAAACCUGACCAGUGUGAUUAUCCUGAUAUUUAUUCUGGCUAUGAUGGAGCCAUACGUUGCCUGGACAAGGGCAGAGGUGAUGUGGCCUUUACCAAGGUUCAAUUUGUCAAGAGAUAUUUUGGGCUAAUUCCUGGCAUUGUGGCCGAAGGUGAUGCCUCGCAAUAUGAUUACUUAUGUGAAGAUGGCAGUAGACGGCCAAUUACUGGACCCGCCUGUUCAUGGGCUCAACGUCCUUGGACGGGUUAUAUAUCCAAUACCCAUUCCGUUCAAGGAGAAGAAAACCUACACAAUUUACAAAAUCGUUUGGAGAAAUUCUUUGAAAAUGGUCUGCAUGCUCAGAAUAAGGAGGCCGCUUCGCAUCUGCUGAUCAAUGAGAAUUCGGUGUAUCACAGCAAAUCGCAUGGUGUGGAACCCAAAGAAUAUUUGGAGGCCGCCGGCUAUAGGGAUGUGAUUGAACGUGAUGGUUCGGAUAUAAGGAAAAUGAUAAUGUGUGUCCAAACGGAUAUUGAAUUGGAAAAAUGUAAUGCCAUGCGUCGCGCUGCCUAUUCACGUGACAUACGCCCCGAAAUGGAAUGUGUGGAGAAGGAGGAUUGUAUUUCAGCUGUCAAGGAAGGCAAGGCUGAUGUGACAGCUGUUAAGGCCAAGUUGAAUAAAGAGGCUAGAGGAAAUGGCCUGGAGGCUAUUGUGUAUGAGAACUAUGCCGAGAAUGAUGUUUAUGUUGCUGUGGUGGAACCUGCUCUCAGCCGAGAGAAGCUAUUUUCUUCACAAAUAAACUUUGACGAACACAAUGAAAGAGCCCACAAAGCGGCAGACUAUCUCAAUAAACUGCGCGGUAUUAAUUACUGUCAAACCACACCCUCAGCCGACAAGGAAAUAAUGAUUGUCAAUGCCAAGAAUUUGGAUCAAUACAAAAAUAAACAAUUACUUUGCUCCAAUUUGGAAAAGAAACCGAUAACGGAAUGGAAAUCGUGUAAUUUUGAUGUUAACCUUCCCACGGCCGUAUUUAUGCGUGACACCAUGACCCCCAUCGAAAAGAAGACUCUGAAACAUUUAUUCAUUUCUCUGUCGGAUACUUUUGGCAAGCGAUCGAAACUGUCGGAUGUUUUCGCUCUAUUUGGAGCAUUUUCUAGAACUGAGGAAAAUGUCCUCUUCGAUGACAAUGCUGUGGAAUUUAUUACCGAUUUAAGAAAUGCCCAAGCCAAAGAAGAACUCUAUGAAAGUUUAAGCUGUGCAUAAAUUUUGAACCAAAAAAU
Musca domestica (house fly) is the source of this 2003-nucleotide messenger RNA. Its product is annotated as transferrin. Bases 115 to 1986 code for a protein of 623 amino acids. Gene Ontology annotation, biological process: iron ion transport. Lineage: Eukaryota; Metazoa; Arthropoda; Insecta; Diptera; Muscidae. The record is from RefSeq and is a predicted model, not a curated record. The transcript is spliced from 7 exons. Gene Ontology annotation, cellular component: recycling endosome; early endosome; extracellular region.